Molecule: messenger RNA, 309 nt
Organism: Ascoidea rubescens DSM 1968
Lineage: Eukaryota; Fungi; Ascomycota; Saccharomycetes; Ascoideales; Ascoideaceae
Product: centromere-binding kinetochore protein
Exons: 1
Cellular component (GO): nucleus
Molecular function (GO): protein dimerization activity; DNA-binding transcription factor activity
Source: RefSeq, a predicted model, not a curated record
AACGAAAUUCAAAGAAUAAAAAGAUUAACCCACAAAGAAGUUGAAAGAAGAAGAAGAGAAAACAUCAACGCUGGUUUAAUGGAAUUGGCUUCUUUAUUACCAACUCAAGAACCAAAUAAAACUCAAAUCUUAAGAAAAGCCGUUGAAUAUAUUAGAAGAUUGAAAGAAAAUGAAACCAACAACGUUGAAAAAUGGACUUUGGAAAAAUUAUUAACUGAUCAAGCAGUUGCUGAAUUAGGUUCUUCUAAUGACAAAUUAAAAAUUGAAUUGGAAAAGACCUACAGAGAAUUGGAAAGCUAUAAAAAAUUG